AUGGGAAUUGACAUAGCUCCGGGACCUGAUGGGAAGCCAGUUGCUUUCUAUCGCCACCACUGGGAAGCGAUUCAUGGGGAUGAGAUAAGUACGGUGAGGAAUUUCUUUAUUCAUGGCGUGAUGCCUAGAUUUCUCAAUAAUACAAAUAUGAUUUUUAUUCCCCAGAAAAAAAAUCCCAUGGUGGUCAAUGAUUUCUGGCCUAUUGCACUAUGCAAUGUGUCGUACAAGAUAAUUUCAAAGAUUUUAGCAUCGCAUCUCAGUGUACUCUUUCUCGACCUGAUCUCCCCAGUUCAAUCUUCUUCUGUCAGUGGUCAGUCUAUGCAUGAUAAUAUGUUGGUGUCUAGGGAGGUUAUCCAUUCUAUUGGUAGGAGGAAAACCAAGGAUGGAUUUAUGGUUAUUAAGCUGGAUAUGGAGAAGGUGUAUGAUCGAAUGGAGUAG
Molecule: messenger RNA, 438 nt
Organism: Humulus lupulus (European hop)
Lineage: Eukaryota; Viridiplantae; Streptophyta; Magnoliopsida; Rosales; Cannabaceae
Exons: 1
Coding region: 1-438 (145 amino acids)
Source: RefSeq, a predicted model, not a curated record